This is a messenger RNA of Ricinus communis (castor bean), 1781 nucleotides long. Its product is annotated as rubisco accumulation factor 1.1, chloroplastic. Gene Ontology annotation, cellular component: chloroplast. The transcript has a single exon. The coding region runs from base 79 to 1431 and encodes 450 amino acids. The record is from RefSeq and is a predicted model, not a curated record. NCBI's taxonomy places the organism in Eukaryota, Viridiplantae, Streptophyta, Magnoliopsida, Malpighiales, Euphorbiaceae.
UUUAACUACAUUGAUCAGAUAAGGUACAAAGGCAGGAAACUCUUUUCUUCCUCUUCUUUCCUUGAACCUUAAAACACAAUGCUCUCUGCAACAGUAAACACCCACAUACCCAUCUCUCUAUCAAAUCCAAAUAAACCCUUUUCUUCUUCUUUCAUAACUCCUCUCUUCACUUACGUUUCACCUUCUUCUCAGAAAACCCAACUAAAACCCAUAUCAGCUGCACUAAUCCCAUCCACUCCACCUCCUUCAAAUCAACAACUUUACCAACCCUUUAGACCACCUCCUUCUCCAAUCCCUUCUCAAUUCAGUUCUCUUGACACCGCUGGUCGCCUCGAAGUCCUCGCCAACCGCCUUGGCUUAUGGUACGAAUACGCCCCUCUAAUCCCUUCUCUUAUUCAAGAAGGAUUUUCCCCACCUUCCAUUGAGGAGUCCACCGGAAUUUCUGGGGUCGAGCAGAACCGUCUAGUGGUUGCUGCUAAGGUGCGUGAAUCUUUAACUCAAUCCCAAACUGCAGCGGAAAUCGUUUCUGAAUUUGAUACAGGAGGUGCUGAACUACUCUAUGAAAUUCGUCUACUUAGUGCUCCACAGCGCGCUGCUGCUGCUCGUUUUAUCGUUGAGAAUAGGUUGGAUGCUAAGGGCGCAGAGGACCUUGCCCGUGCUAUGAAGGAUUUCCCUCGGAGGCGUGGGGACAAGGGAUGGGAAAGCUUUGAUUAUACUCUCCCCGGUGAUUGUUUGUCUUUUAUGUAUUAUAGGCAAUCUAGAGAGCAUAAGACCCCAUCAGAGCCAAGAACUAAUGCUUUAGAAAGGGCAUUGGAUGUUGCCGAGUCUGAAAAGGCGAAAAAUGAAGUUUUGAAGGAAUUGGAAGGGGAUAGUGAAGGGAAAGAAGAGAAGGAAGGAGAAGUGGGAGAUGCUACCCGAGUACCGGUUGUUAGACUGAGAAUUGGUGAGGUUGCAGAGGCUACUAGUGUGGUGGUUUUACCUGUUUGUAGAGCAUUGCAGAAGGAGAAAGAGAUUUUGGAAGCGCCAUGGGAGUGUAAGAGUGAGGGUGAGUUUGGUGUGGUGGUAGCUGAGAAAGGGUGGGAAAGGUGGGUGGUACUUCCAGGAUGGGAACCUGUAGUGGGAUUAGAGAAAGGGGGAGUAGUGGUGGCAUUUCCUGAUGCGAGGGCAUUGCCUUGGAAGGUGAAUAGAUGGUAUAAGGAAGAGGCGAUUCUGGUGGUGGCUGAUAGGGGAAGCAAGGAAGUUAAUGCUAAUGAUGGGUUUUAUUUAGUGGCUGUUGAUGGCAGUGGCGACGGCCGUAGUGGUGGAUUGGAGGUGGAGAGGGGUUCAAUAUUGAAGGAAAGAGGUGUAGAGGAGAGUCUAGGGACUGUAGUAUUGGUGGUUAGGCCACCAAAAGAACAAACUGAUCAGUUGAGUGAUGAAAAUUGGGAGUGAGAAGGGGCAGUCUGUCAUAUGGAGGUUAGAACUAGCCUUGAAGAUUUUAAAUAAAGGAAGAAACUUGAACCGCAGAAUCACGAGGCUACAUUUCAAUACCAAGUAGCAGGAUUUUGCUUUCCAUUUUGUUGCCGAAACUAGUAUAUGCUGUUGGCUACUCUACCAAAAAUGCUGAGGUAAAUGUCAACAAAUUUUUUUGUAGUAAAUGUAAGUUUGUGAUUUACUGGAAGGAUUCACCAGCCUUUUACAUUUCUUUGUUAUGAUGUGCAUUUCUUUGUUGUGAUGGGCAUAUACAUGAGAUGCUUCAAUUCUAUCGUAAUAUUUCGAAAGGAAAAGAAAUGUUUGAACUA